AUGGGAAUAUUCUCACUCCAAGCUCAGUCUCAAUCACCACCACAAUUGCCCGAUAAAACCAAAGCGAGCAUUCUCCUCGGUAAAUACGAACUCGGUCGCCGUCUCGGCAGCGGCAGCUUUGCCAAAGUCCACGUGGCUCGCUCCCUCGAAACCGGCGAGCUCGUGGCCGUCAAAAUCAUCGACAAGAAGAAAACAAUCAGCGCCGGUAUGGAGCCGAGGAUAAUCAGGGAGAUCGAAGCGAUGCGCCGCCUCCAACACCACCCGAACAUCCUGAAGAUCCACGAGGUCAUGGCGACGAAAACCAAGAUCUACCUCGUCAUGGAGCUCGCCACCGGCGGAGAGCUUUUCACCAAAAUCCUCCACAACGGCCGCCUCAACGAAGCCGCGGCGCGUCGCUACUUCCAGCAGCUCGUCUCCGCGCUCAGCUUCUGCCACCGCGACGGGAUCACUCACCGCGACGUGAAGCCGCAGAAUCUCCUCCUGGACGAGGACGAAAACCUAAAGGUCUCCGACUUCGGCCUGGCCGCUCUGCCUGAGCACCGUUGCGUCGACGGACUUCUCCACACGGCUUGCGGCACGCCGGCUUACACAGCGCCGGAGGUAAUCGCUCAGCGAGCUUACGACGGUGCCAAGGCUGAUGCGUGGUCGUGCGGGGUCUUCCUCUUCGUUGUUCUCACAGGUUACGUUCCUUUUGACGACUCGAACCUUGUGGCCAUGUACAGGAAGAUCCAGCGAAGAGACUAUAGGUUUGCGAGCUGGAUCUCGAAGCCUGUGAGAUCCAUCAUUUACAAGCUGCUCGAUCCAAACCCGGCAACGAGGAUGAGUGUGGAAUCUGUGAUGGAGACCACAUGGUUCAAAAGAUGUCUAGAGAUCUCUGAGUUUCAGUCUGGCGCGUUGGAAGCGGAUGAGCGGUUGGCGAAACCGAGCAACGGGAUGGUGACGGCGUUUGAUCUGUUGAUCUCUUUCUCGGCAGGGUUGGAUUUGUCUGGGUUGUUCCAGAGGAAGAAGAGGAAGGAGAAGAGGUUCACGGCCAAAGUUUCAGCUGAGGGUGUUGUUGAUAAGGCGAAGAAGAUAGGGGAGAAGUUAGGGUUUAGAGUGGAGCAGAAGAGAGAGGCGAUGGUUGUGGGGCUGGGAAAAGGAAGAACGACGGUGGUUGUUGAGGCGGUGGACCUGUUGGAAGGGCUGGUUUUGGCGGAGGUGAAGGUGGCGGAAGGGGACGAGGAAGAGGAGGAGGAGUCUCACUGGUCGGAGCUGAUUGUGGAGCUUGAGGAGAUUGUGCUCGCGUGGCACAUUGACGUAUUUGAAGAAGUUGAAAAGAAAAUUGAAAAGGAAGUUGGAAAUGUCGUUGAAAAGGAAGCUGAAGAUGUCGUUGAAAAGGAAGCUGGAGAUGUCGUUGAAAAUGACUUGGCUUAA
Messenger RNA from Microthlaspi erraticum, 1413 nucleotides. The record is from the annotation of a GenBank genome assembly. Lineage: Eukaryota; Viridiplantae; Streptophyta; Magnoliopsida; Brassicales; Brassicaceae.